UGUCACAACAGUGGUUUGGGUAGCAAACAGAGACACCCCACUUGAGAAUUCCACUGGAUUUCUCAAGAUAGGUGAAAGGGGAAACAUCGUUAUCAUGGAUCAGUCCGAGAAACCCAUAUGGUCCUCGAAUCAAUCCACAACAGCUAUCAACCCUGUUCUUCAGCUUUUGGAUUCUGGGAACUUGAUUCUCAGAGAAGAAAAAGAGAAUGACCCCACAAAGUUUCUAUGGCAAAGCUUCGAUUACCCAACAGAUACCCUUUUACCCGGUAUGAAACUGGGGUGGAACUUAGACACAGGCAUGGAGAGGCACAUAACCUCGUGGAGGAUCAAAGAUCAAGACCCUUCAAGUGGAGAUUUUUCUUUCAAGCUAGAUCACCAAGGCCUCCCAGAAAUCUUCCUGUGGAACAAGGAUGAGAAAAUAUACAGAAGUGGACCUUGGAAUGGUGACAGAUUCAGUGGGGUACCAGAGAUGCAACCCGUUACAGAUUCUAUUAAAUUUAUGUUUUUUGUUGAUGAACAUGAAGUGUACUACACAUUCUCAAUUGGGAACCAAUCCUUGUUUUCGAGACUCUCUGUGAGUCCUGUAGGGGAACUUCAACGACUUACAUGGAUCCAAAGCAGCAAACUUUGGAACAAAUUCUGGUAUGCACCAAAAGAUCAAUGUGAUAAUUACAAAGAGUGUGGUCCCUAUGGUGUAUGUGACACAAAUGCUUCACCGGUUUGCCAGUGUGUCAAAGGGUUCCACCCCAAGAACCAGCAGGCAUGGAAUUUGAGAGAUGGGUCAGAUGGGUGUGUGAGGAACACGAAAUUGGAGUGUGGGAGUGACAAGUUUUUGCAUUUGAAGAAUGUGAAGUUGCCAGAGACAACCACUGUGUUUGUGAAUAGGAGCAUGAACCUUAAGGAAUGUGGAGAUUUGUGCUAUAGUAAUUGUUCCUGCACUGCUUAUGCUAACAUCGAGAUCACUAAUGGAGGAAGUGGUUGUGUGAUGUGGGUUGAUGAACUUAUAGAUAUGAGACAGUAUCCUGCGGGUGGACAAGAUCUCUAUGUCAGAUUAGCAGCUUCCGAUGUAGGCUAUGGAGGUGAUUCUGACCAAAAAAAUGAUACAGCUAAAGCUGUAGGCAUCAUAAUUGGUGGUACAGCUUUUAUACUUUUGGCAUUAUUGGGUACAUGUUUCUUAUGGAAGAAGAGGAAAUUGCAAUGCUUAUUGAAAUGGAAGACUAGACAAAGAGGCUUUCCUGAAAGAAGUCAGGAUUUGCUAAUGACUGAGGUGUUUUCAAGUAACAGAGAACAGUGUGGUGAAAACAUGGACGACCUAGAUUUGCCAUUGUUUGAUUUUAGUACCAUAACAAUGGCUACAAACAACUUCUCUGAAGAAACUAAACUUGGACAAGGAGGCUUUGGUAGUGUUUACAAAGGCAGGUUGAUGGAAGGUCAGGAAAUUGCUGUGAAGAGACUAUCAAAAAAUUCUGGUCAAGGUAUAGAAGAAUUUAAGAAUGAGGUAAAGUUAAUUGUGAAGCUUCAACAUCGAAAUCUUGUUCGGCUGCUUGGUUGCAGCAUUGAGAUGGAUGAGAAAAUGCUAGUGUAUGAGUAUAUGGAAAAUAGAAGCCUUGAUGCCAUUUUGUUUGACAAAGCAAAAAGAUCCUCAUUGAACUGGCAAAGGCGCUUCAACAUUAUAUGUGGAAUAGCUAGAGGGCUUCUUUACCUUCACCAAGAUUCCAGAUUUAGGAUCAUCCAUAGGGAUCUCAAGGCAAGUAACAUUCUGCUUGACAAAGAUAUGAACCCAAAGAUAUCAGAUUUUGGGAUGGCUAGAAUUUUUGGUGCGGAUCAGACAGAAGCAAAUACAAUAAGAGUUGUUGGAACAUAUGGAUAUAUGUCUCCUGAAUAUGCUAUGGAUGGGAUCUUCUCAGUGAAAUCUGAUGUUUUUAGUUUUGGGGUUCUUGUUCUGGAGAUCAUAAGUGGAAAAAAGAACAGAGGGUUCUAUUACACAAACAAAGAAUUGAAUCUUCUAGGGCAUGGGUGGAAGCUGUGGAAUGAAGGAAAUGCAUUGGAACUGAUUGAUUCAUCCAUUGACAAUUCAUAUUCACCAUCUGAAGUUCUUAGAUGCAUACAAGUUGGGCUCUUAUGUGUGCAAGAGCAUGCAGAAGAUAGACCAACAAUGUCUUCAGUGGUCUUGAUGCUGAGCAGUGAAACUGCACCAUUGUCACAACCCAAAAUUCCCGGGUUUUGCCUAGGCAGGAAUCCUAUCGAAACUGAUUCUUCUUCAAGUAAACAAGAUGAAUCAUGUACUGUGAACCAAGUCACUGUCACAAUGCUAGAUGCCAGGUAGUGAAAGAAAUAUGGCCUCAUCUAGCACAUUAGUAUAUUCACAAAAAGUUUUAAAAAUUCUUUUUAAGUUUUCCUUCAUUUUUAUAGUUGGAACAUCGUUGAGAUCUAGUAGGAUCUUGUUUUGGUGUAAUAUGCUAAAGAUGCCUUCAUUAAAUUAUACUAUAUAGUUUAAGAUACUCUCUAUUGAUGAAAUUCAGUUUCAUUAUGCACUCACAUUGUUUUUCUCUUUGUUUUUCAGUUUCAGGAUUAAGACAUCAUUAUUUAAAACUAAUAGGGAACAUAUAUUUUUUGCGUUUCCACAUUUCAUAAUUAGGGGAAACUAUUACACUUUGCGCGGAAACAUUAGGAACACGAGGAUUAAAGAGUUAUAAUUGGAAGUCUAAUGAAGCGAUGAUCCUUGAUCAAUUAGAUGCAUUUUCUAUCAAUUCCAAUGCAUUCCCUUCUUUCCAAAGCCUCCAUGCGGCCUACUAUCACAACGCACAAUAGAUUUCUAGUAUAAUAUUGCUUGCC
Molecule: messenger RNA, 2835 nt
Organism: Gastrolobium bilobum
Lineage: Eukaryota; Viridiplantae; Streptophyta; Magnoliopsida; Fabales; Fabaceae
Product: receptor-like serine/threonine-protein kinase SD1-7
Exons: 7
Coding region: 95-2326 (743 amino acids)
Biological process (GO): protein phosphorylation; recognition of pollen
Molecular function (GO): protein serine/threonine kinase activity; ATP binding
Source: RefSeq, a predicted model, not a curated record